CGUAAAGGUAAUGUCACUCGAUUUCGGUACAUCUACUCCAUAAGUGCUCCGUCGGCCAGUAUAAAAGUGUCGCAAUCGCUUCACUCUGCCGUACGUGAUAAACAACACCACCAUCGCCAGUACAAUACCUCUUUCUGUCCAUCUACUGCUACCGGAAUCGUAUCAUUCUCAAUCGACCACCUCCUGCAAUCCUAGUCAUUCUCAAAAUCUCUUUCCCUUCACGACUUCCAUCAUGGGUUCCAUAGAUCAGAGACCACUGAUAAUCAACAAGCCCGCUCAGGGCAUCUCGUACUUCACACCCGCGCAGAACCCACCAUCUGGGACCGCGAGGGAUCCUCAAUCCGACCACCAUGCCAUCCCAAAGAUAUUCCAACCCCUCAAAAUCCGAGGAGUCACCUUCCAGAACCGCAUCUGGCUCUCACCCCUCUGCCAGUACUCCGCGCAGGAUGGCCACCUGACCGAUUGGCACCUGACGCACCUCGGCGGCAUCAUCCAGCGCGGGCCGGGGCUCGCGAUGGUGGAGGCAACGUCGGUGACGCCCGAGGGUCGAAUCACGCCCGAGGACAGCGGACUGUGGCAAGACAGCCAGAUUGCCCCCCUGAAACGCAUCGUCGAGUUCGCGCACAGCCAAUCCCAAAAGAUCGCCAUCCAGAUCGGCCACGCAGGGCGCAAAGCCAGCACCGUCGCACCCUGGCUCAGUCUCGGCGACACCGCCCUGGCCGGUGAGGCGAACGGCUGGCCCGACGACACCCUCGCCCCCAGCGCCGUCGCUUUCGCACCGACCUACCCUCACCCCAAUGCCCUGACCCUCGAGGGCAUCCGCCGCAUCAAGGACGCCUUUGUGUCCGCCGCGAGGCGCGCCGUCGAAGCCGGGUUUGAUGUUGUCGAGAUCCACAACGCGCACGGGUACCUACUCCACCAGUUCCUCAGCCCCGUGAGCAACAAGCGCACGGAUGCGUACGGUGGUUCAUGGGAGAACAGGACCCGACUGACGCGUGAAAUCGUCGAGGCCGUCCGCGCCGCCAUCCCGAGUGACAUGCCGUUGUUUCUGAGAAUCAGCGCCGACGACUGGCUGGAGGGUCAGGACGAGAAGGAGUUCCCGGAGUCCUGGACGCUGCGGGACACCGUCAAGCUCGCGCCCAUCCUCGCGGACCUGGGCGUGGACUUGCUCGACGUGAGUUCCGGCGGUGUCCACCCGAGUCAGAAGAUCAAGGGUGGACCGGGAUACCAGGCGCCCUUCUCAAAGGCGGUCAAGGACGCCGUCGGGGACAAGAUGCUCGUCACGGCCGUCGGGUCCAUCACGAAUGGUCCACAGGCCGAGGAAAUCGCCCAGUCAGGCGUCGACGGUGUGUUCGUGGGGAGGCUCUUCCAGAAGAAUCCCGGCCUGGUAUGGACUUUUGCAGAAGAGUUGGGGACCGAGAUUCACGUUGCCAACCAGAUCGGCUGGGGAUUCGGAGGGCGCGCAGGUGGCAAGGGAAAGCAUUAGAGGAAAGUCUGCUAAAUAAAGGGCGCAGAUGACUUUUUGCGUGGGAGGGUCUCAAAAAGAUUCUUCAUGGGGGAUAAUAAGAAACAGCAAUGGCGUUGAGUGUGUCUGGUGCAAGACAAACAUAUAUUGAUAUACAUAUAGAAAAGGAUCUGUGAUGACAUUGUGA
Exophiala oligosperma is the source of this 1652-nucleotide messenger RNA. RefSeq lists its product as uncharacterized. NCBI's taxonomy places the organism in Eukaryota, Fungi, Ascomycota, Eurotiomycetes, Chaetothyriales, Herpotrichiellaceae. Bases 233 to 1486 code for a protein of 417 amino acids. Gene Ontology annotation, cellular component: intracellular anatomical structure. The transcript has a single exon. Gene Ontology annotation, molecular function: FMN binding; NADP binding; NADPH dehydrogenase activity. The record is from RefSeq and is a predicted model, not a curated record.